CAUACCCUUAGUUCUAGAAGGAUAAUUUGAAAAAGGUAGCAAAAGCCAUUUCCCGCCUAACUGAUUCAAACUUCACUGUCUCAAGCAAAUGCCGCUCCUCAAGACUUCAACAAACAAAUCUGAAACCUCUGCACUCCUCUGCAAACUCCUAAACUCCCACAGGGUUUUGAUCUCCAAAACCCUACGCUUUAUCAAUCCCAGAAUUUCGACCAUUUUCAUUUCCAGAAUUUUCCCACGAACAGAAAAUGCACAUAAAGGAAAUCUGCUUGGAGGGUUUCAAAUCCUACGCCACAAGGACGGUGGUCCCAGGUUUCGACCCGUACUUCAACGCAAUCACUGGUCUAAACGGGUCGGGCAAAUCGAACAUCCUCGAUUCGAUUUGUUUUGUUUUGGGAAUUACCAAUUUGCAGCAGGUUAGGGCUUCCAAUUUGCAGGAGCUGGUGUACAAGCAAGGUCAAGCUGGAAUCACUAAAGCUACCGUGUCAGUAGUUUUUGAUAACUCGGAUAGGAGCCGAAGCCCGCUGGGGUACGAGGAUUCUUCUGAAAUCACAGUGACUCGCCAGGUGAAGUUGUGUUGGGAGGAAUUAGUGUUACACAAAGAGUUCAAGCAUUUGCUUCUGAUUUGGGUUUAUAUUAUUGUAGUAGGUGGAAGGAAUAAGUAUCUGAUUAACGGGCAUCUUGCUCAGCCCAGUCGAGUUCAGAAUCUGUUCCACUCAGUGCAGCUGAAUGUGAAUAAUCCACAUUUUCUUAUAAUGCAAGGGCGUAUUACCAAGGUGUUGAACAUGAAACCUCCUGAAAUUUUGUCUAUGCUAGAAGAAGCAGCUGGGACAAGAAUGUAUGAAACAAAGAAAGAAGCCGCUUUAAAAACACUUGAAAAGAAACAGAGCAAGGUAGAUGAGAUUGACAAGCUUCUUGACCUUGAAAUACUCCCGGCGUUGGAAAAACUAAGAAAGGAGAAGAUGCAGUACAUGCAGUGGGCAAAUGGGAAUGCAGAACUGGAUAGACUCAAGAGAUUUUGUAUUGCCUAUGAGUAUGUGCAGGCAGAAAACAUAAGGGAUAAUGCAGUUCAGUGUGUUCAAGACGUAAGAAAUAAGAUGUUGGAGAUUGAUGAUACUGUUGGAAAGAUGCACUCAGAAAUGCAGGAGAUGGAGAAACAGGUAUCAGAAUUGAUUGCUGCAAAGGAAGAAAGUAUGGGUGGUGAAAUAAAAUUGUUAUCAGAUAAAGUAGAUGCUCUUUCACGGGAUCUGGUGAAGGAAACUUCAGUGCUCAAAAAUCAAGAAGACAAUCUUAUGAUUGAGAAAGGAAAUGCAGCCAAGAUUGAGAGGAAUCUUGAAGAGUCGAAGCAAGCAGUUGGGGAGCUGAUCAAUGCAGUAAAAAAUGCUGAAGCAGGUGCUGCUGAUCUUAAGAAAAGUGCGGAGGAGCUCUCAAAGAGCUUGGAUGAGCAUGAAAAGGAGUACCAGGGUGUGGUAGCAGGUAAGAGAAGUGGAAAUGAAGAAAAGUGCCUUGAAGAUCAAUUGGGAGAUUCCAAGAUAGCUGUUGGAAGGGCAGAAACCGACUUGAAGCAGUUGCAAACAAAAAUAGUUCACUCUGAGAAAGAACUAAAAGAGAAAACAGGUCAAUUAUUAUCAACACGUGAGAAAGCUGCUGCAAUAGAGAGUGAGCUCAAUGUCAAAAGGAAAGAGGUUGAGAAGGAUCGCACUAUAGAGUUGGAGAUGGUGCAAAAAUUUAAAGAGGAAGCGCGCACAUUAUCCUCACGAUUGGCUAAUGUAGAAUUCAUUUACAAUGAUCCACAAAAGAAUUUUGAUAGGUCAAGAGUGAAAGGUGUGGUCGCAAAGCUAAUUAAAGUGAAGGAUAGCUCUACAAUGCUUGCCUUAGAGGUUGCUGCUGGCGGAAAGCUGUUUAAUGUAGUUGUAGACACAGAAGACACUGCAAAGCUGCUUAUUGAGAAGGGUGGUCUGCGUAGGAGGGUGACAACAAUUCCAUUAAACAAGAUUCAAAGUCACCCUGUUCCACAGAGAGUUCAAAAUGCUGCCACUAAAUUGGUUGGGAAAGGCAAUGCUGAGGUUGCACUUUCUCUGGUUGGAUAUGACCAAGAACUACAAAGUGCUAUGGAAUACGUGUUUGGAUCAACAUUUGUCUGCAGAACAAGAGAUGCUGCUAGAGAGGUCACUUUUAGUAAGGAAACUGGAGUACCAAGCGUCAGCUUGGAAGGUGAUAUUUUCCAACCGAGUGGACUUUUGACUGGUGGUAGUCGUAAAGGUGGAGGUGACCUAUUGAGACAGCUUCAUGCUUUGGCAGAGGCUGAAUCAAAAGUUUCUUUUCAUCAGAAGCGUUUGUCAGAAAUUGAUGCUAAGAUUAUCGAGCUCCUGCCUCAUCAACAAAAGUUCAAUGACCUUAAAACACAGCUGGAGCUCAAGUCACAUGAUCUCUCACUCUCGGAAAAUAGAGCUAAGCAAAAUGAGCACCAUAAGCUCAGCGAGUUAGUUAAGAAGAUCGAGGAGGAGCUUAGAGAAGCAAAAUCAGCUAUCAAAGAAAAGCAACUUCUGUAUGAAGAAUGUGUAGCUAAAGUAUCAGAUCUUGAAAAAUCAAUCCAUGAAAAUGCUGGAAAUAGAGAAAGUAGACUUAAGGAUUUAGAGAAAAAGAUAAAGGCAAUUAAAAAUCAAAUGCAGGCGGCUUCUAAGAACCUCAAGGUCCACGAGAAUGAACGAGAGAGGCUUAUAAUGGAGAUGGAAGCAGCUCAAAAGGAACAGGCUUUAUUGGAGAGCCAAUUAGCUGCUUUGAAGAAGCAGACUCAUGAUCUUGAUACAGAAGUGGAUGCUCAGAAAGCCAAGGUGUCUUUAGUGAAACAGGAUCAUGAUAAGGCCCAAUUGGAGCUCAAUAUGGCCCACAAGAAGAUGAAGGAAUGUGAUACACAGAUUUCUGGAAUUGUCAAGAAGCAGAAGGGAAUCCAACACAAGAUCAGUGAGGCUAACCUAGAAAGGAAAAGAAUGGAGAAUGAGGUCAAACGCAUGGAGAUGGACCAGAAGGAUUGCUCAUCAAAGGUUGAGAAAUUGAUAGAGAAGCAUGCUUGGAUUGCAUCUGAAAAGCAACUUUUUGGACGAGCUGGGUCUGAUUAUGAUUUCAAUUCCUGUGAUCCUCAGAAGGCCAGGGAAGACUUUGAGAAACUCCAAGCUGCCCAAUCUGGUCUAGAGAAAAGAGUGAAUAAGAAGGUGAUGGCCAUGUUUGAGAAAGCUGAGGAUGAGUACAAUGACUUGAUAUCUAAGAAGAACAUUAUUGAGAAUGACAAGUCCAAAAUCAAAAUGGUAAUCGAAGAACUUGAUGAGAAGAAGAAGGAAACACUGAAAGUCACUUGGACUAAAGUUAACAAAGAUUUUGGAUCUAUAUUUUCAACUCUUUUGCCUGGCACAAUGGCCAAAUUGGAACCUCCUGAAGGAGGCAACUUCCUUGAUGGUUUGGAGGUUCGUGUUGCUUUCGGCAGUGUGUGGAAACAAUCCUUGUCUGAACUUAGUGGAGGGCAAAGAUCUCUACUGGCGCUUUCUCUGAUAUUGGCUUUGCUUCUUUUCAAACCAGCUCCAUUAUAUAUACUGGAUGAGGUCGAUGCAGCUCUAGAUCUGAGUCACACUCAGAACAUUGGAAGAAUGAUCAAGACUCACUUUCCACACUCCCAAUUCAUUGUGGUUUCACUGAAGGAAGGCAUGUUUAACAAUGCCAAUGUUCUUUUCCGGACGAAAUUUGUGGAUGGUGUCUCCACUGUUCAGAGAACUGUGGCAAAUAAACAAAGCAAGUGAUUAGAGUGUCACCUGGUAAUGAAGCCCCACCCCGUGGAGUUUUAGGGAUCAACUGGGGGCUGUAAACCGGACAGUUAAUGUUAUAUAUUAUGCUCUUGUAAAAUCCAUUAACCAAAUUUCGUUGUAUAUAAUAAGCCCAUGACUGCUGCAUUUGCAAAACAUACACCAAUGAGCUCUUGAGGAUAAAAUUAUAUACCUUUUGUUGUCAAAAGAGCUGAUUUUUUUAUUUUUUUUUUUGGCAACUUCGUUAUCCAACUUCUGGUGUAGUAUGGUUAUGAGGUUUUAGCAUUGUAGUAAAAAUGUGGCUAAAAAUUGUACGUGUUAACUAUUUGAUAUUAUUUUCGUAGUUUUAUCUGUUAGUUGUUCUUACGGAGGCUUUG
Molecule: messenger RNA, 4168 nt
Organism: Striga asiatica
Lineage: Eukaryota; Viridiplantae; Streptophyta; Magnoliopsida; Lamiales; Orobanchaceae
Source: the annotation of a GenBank genome assembly